UCGAGCUCUCUCUCUCUGGCCCGCCCCCUUUCCGGUUCCUAGGCCCAGACCUCUGCUGCGUGGACGAACCGAAGCGAUGCCGACCGGGGACUUCGACUCAAAGCCCAGUUGGGCCGACCAGGUGGAGGAGGAGGGGGAUGACGACAAGUGCAUCACCAGCGAACUUCUCAAAGGGAUCCCACUCGCCAACGGGCCCGACCUCAGCCUCGAACCGGAAUUGUUGCCGGGGGCUCCACUCCCUGCCCCAAAGGAGGUGAUCAAUGGGAAUAUCAAGACCAUUACGGAGUACAAGGUGGAGGAGGAUGGCAAGAAGUUCAAGAUUGUCCGCACCUUCAAGAUCGAAACGCGUAAGGCUUCCAAAGCUGUGGCGAGGAGGAAGAACUGGAAGAAGUUUGGAAAUUCAGAGUUUGAUGCCCCAGGUCCCAAUGUAGCCACCACCACAGUCAGCGAUGAUGUCUCCAUGACCUUCAUUACCAGCAAAGAGGACCUCAACUGCCAGGAAGAGGAAGACCCCAUGAACAAGCUGAAAGGCCAGAAGAUCGUAUCCUGUCGUAUCUGCAAGGGCGACCACUGGACCACCCGCUGCCCCUAUAAAGACACACUGGGCCCCAUGCAGAAGGAGCUGGCUGAGCAGUUGGGGCUCAGCACUGGCGAGAAGGAGAAGUUGCCCGGAGAGCUGGAGCCCGUGCAGGCGGCGCAGAACAAGACUGGGAAGUACGUCCCGCCCAGCCUAAGGGAUGGGGCCAGCCGCCGGGGGGAGUCCAUGCAGCCGAACCGCCGAGCCGAUGACAACGCCACCAUCCGAGUGACCAAUCUGUCGGAGGAUACCCGCGAGACAGACCUGCAGGAGCUAUUCCGUCCAUUUGGCUCCAUCUCCCGCAUCUACCUGGCCAAGGACAAGACCACCGGCCAGUCCAAGGGCUUUGCUUUCAUCAGCUUCCACCGCAGGGAGGACGCGGCCCGGGCCAUCGCAGGGGUGUCUGGCUUUGGUUACGACCACCUGAUCCUCAACGUGGAAUGGGCCAAACCUUCAACCAACUGAGGCAGCUGCCCCCCGCACCCCAUCCUGGGGAAGGACAAGUCACAAGAAAGAGAGACCCUAGCGCCUCCCUUCCCCAGCCCCAAGGAAUAAACUGCAAUCAACUGACAAA
Molecule: messenger RNA, 1151 nt
Organism: Ornithorhynchus anatinus (platypus)
Lineage: Eukaryota; Metazoa; Chordata; Mammalia; Monotremata; Ornithorhynchidae
Gene: EIF3G
Product: eukaryotic translation initiation factor 3 subunit G
Exons: 11
Coding region: 77-1042 (321 amino acids)
Cellular component (GO): eukaryotic translation initiation factor 3 complex; cytoplasm
Molecular function (GO): RNA binding; translation initiation factor activity
Source: RefSeq, a predicted model, not a curated record